Molecule: messenger RNA, 809 nt
Organism: Scleropages formosus (Asian bonytongue)
Lineage: Eukaryota; Metazoa; Chordata; Actinopteri; Osteoglossiformes; Osteoglossidae
Exons: 6
Coding region: 24-785 (253 amino acids)
Source: RefSeq, a predicted model, not a curated record
CUUUGUAUUUAAAUUGUGAAUAAAUGCUGUAUAAUCUCCCUGCAGGGACUUCAAGAAAGCCUGUGGAGAAGGACCCUGAAAAAAUCAUGGGAAAUGUAAGCAAUUCCUUCACUGUGUGUAAAACCCCAAAAUCAGAAAAAACAACUUUAAGAAGUUUUUCAGAAAGAAAGUGUCAGACUGGAAAAGAUUUCAUCCCAUUAAGUCAGCUUCCAAAGAAAUUUAGACCUGUGAAAUGCCAAAAAAAAUUGUUACAGCCAGUAGUUACGGCAGCACAAGGGGAGGGAGUGAAGGCAUCUUGUGAAACAGAGCUGACUACACAGCCUGUGUGUGAACCUCUGAGCACUCUUGAAGAGUUGAACUCUGAGGUUCAGUCCAAGGAAGACCUGAAGAACAAACUUUGUAAAGUACAGCUGGAGAAGAAUGAAAGUGAAAACAUACCUGCAGGGGACCCCAAGUCCCUAAAGAGACAUGAACCCCAAAACAAGGCUAGGCUCUUCAUUUUUGCAGAUGAAGUAGAGAAGAAGUCUGUCCUUCAGAGAAAGGAAGGAAAACACCCCUCUUUGUUCCCAUCUCAACCACUCAGUUUGAAGAAUAUGCCAUCAGAGGAAAUUACCCCAGUGUUUCUAAAGUUCAAGGGCUCAGAAAUGCAUGAUCCCGAGAAGCUAUAUGAGGUGUGCUGGAUGCAGCUACUCCACGUCGGAAAGGCAUUCUUCAGCAGCUCGCGGUUUAAAAGGAUUGUCACAGAUGAGGGUGAGACCAAUGUCACAUGCUACAACAGUGAAUAGCUGAAGUGUGUGUCUCGUGAAUGU